CCCUCACAACAUUGCACAGGCGGACACAGGCGGUGGCAGUACGAGGAGAAGACGGCUCAGGAAAGAAUCCUGUUGGACGACAUGUCUAGAAGUCAGCACAUGAAUGACAGGGCGUUAAAAAACAACAGAGACGUAUGAAGAUUUCACGUUCAUGGUAGUACUGUACGAGCACCAUUUAAGUCUUUGUGCGUUGAAAAUGGAGUUUGCUUGUGGGUUUGUUUAUGUGCCACCGUCACUGAGUCAGAGGGACGGCCGGAAAUCCAACAACAACGUCAUCAAGCGCUCAGCCCUCCUUCCUCCUCUUAACCGGGUCCGACCUCGCAGUCCUCCUCCCCCUCCUCCUACCCUGAGCAAUUCUACAAAAGCCACUACUUCAGAAUCCGCCCUUUUUUCCGCCAACGUUUCCUCCAGGAUUGAACAAUUGGGAAAGACACUGGAAGCGAAGGUCACGAAGCCCACUCCCUUUUAUGAAAAUGCAGAAUUUCACAAUAAAGCUUCCAACGUCAGCAUGACUCCUCAGCAUACAACGACUCGGAAGAAGGCUCUUCUUCCACCGCAUAUGAAAUCUGCAGCAAGUGGCCAGCCUCCACCUGUCAAUCAGCCACUCACUUCCCCCAGUAGUCAGAUAUUUACCUAUGACCUCCCAAAAGAGGAUCCAGAUUUAAAUGCACAUCCAUGGGACCUGAACUACUCCUACAAUACACCGGAAGGCAGUGGGGAUGAGGUGAAACUGCAACCUGACAGUGGCAUCGUGCCAGCAUCAGCCCCGGCCCUGCCCCCGAGGCCCUCAUUCAUGAAGUCACUGCCGGUGUACCUAGUGGUGCUACCCUUCUCCACUUCAACUCCUUCAUGCUCUCAGAAAUCUUCCUCAACCACACCAAUUGCCAAAUCGUCUGUUAGUGAAGUGUCAGAAGAUAAGGGACCUCUGCCGGGAAAUCCUAAUGUGGUCCUUGUCAGUUUAGGAAAAUUAAUCUCAGAGGGAAAAGAGCAAAUCAUACAAGGAGAGCCCACCUUCUGCUCAGAGUGUGGCUCUGUGCUGGACUCCUGCUAUUACAAUGUGGUCAAUAGGUGUUCCUUCUGUCGGCCCUGGGAUUUGACCAGCCCUCCCAGUAUAAAACAGCCCCCCUUAAGUGGUGACAAGGACAACCUCUUCGUGCUCAACCCUAAUGAAAAGCCCCUCUCCACUUCUGAUGCUCUGUUGCUCUUUUGCAUCGACAUAUCAGGCUCCAUGAGCAUCACCUCGCAGGUCUCUGAGACAGAGUAUACUAUCCACAGAUCUCGUCUAGAGUUUGUCCAGGAAGCCGUCCUGCAGAGCGUUCGGAGUCUGAGUGAACAAAAACCUGACACAAGAGUGGGGCUCAUCACCUUCAACCAUCAGGUGACGAUGCACGGACAUGAGAAUUGCACAUCAAGUUCCCUGAGCGGUGUUGAGUUAAUUGACGUUGACUAUCUGAAAGAUGCAGCUGCCAGUUUCCCCUGUCCACCUCCAAUUUCGCAGACCAAGGACUUCUUACAGGGACAAGUUAUGGGAUUGUGUGCAAAUGGAGCUACAGCUUUGGGUCCAGCAGCACUGUUUGCAAUCGCAAUGGCUUCCAGACAACCGGGCUCAAAGGUGAUUAUCUGUACAGAUGGAAAGGCCAAUGCCGAGUUGGGGAAUCUAGAAGAGGAGGAUGAGGACUCUCGCACCCUCCUCUCAUCCACCAUCUUCUACCAGGAGCUUGGGGAGUAUGCUGCUAAUCAGGGCGUGACAGUGUCUGUGCUGUCCAUCGAGGGAACAGACUGCCGGCUGGAAGAGCUAGGACGGCUGGCUGAUCGUACAGGAGGGAAAGUAGUUAUAGCCAGCCCCAACAGGUUGCACCCAGAGUUUGAACAGAUCAUUGAAAACAGGACCAUAGCGACUCACUGCUCUGUGACGUUAUUGCUGCCCAAAACACUGCAAAUGAGAGGCGAGAGGAGCUCAGGACACCAAGCGACCAGAGACGUGGGGAACGUGGACCCAGAAACAGAGAUCACCUUCCAGUUUGGGGCCAAUGAACAGGACACAGAAGUGCCAGCCCCAGCUUCUGGCAGCUCCGUUGCCAUCCAGCUGCAGAUCAGAUACAGGAAGAGGAACGGGCAGAUGAUGCUCAGAGUAAUAACCACAAACCGAGACAUUACCGACGACAGCUCGGCGGCCCUGUCCUCUCUGUCCGUGGCCAUCAUUCAGCUCAACUCGUCACAGGCCAGCGCCGCUCUGGCUGUCAGAGGCCGCUUCCUCGACGCCAGAACCGAGGCAGAGCAGCAGAGGAAGCUCAUUGAGAGAGUGUUAGAGCAUAACUGCAGCACAGAGGACGAGCAGAUAUAUCAAGAAUGGAUUAAAACCAUGGAACCCGUCUACAACAACAUACAUAACUUCACAAGGAGAAAAUCUGUAAUUUCUGACUCGCAGUCUUUAACAGACGCCGGUGCAGCGCUGCUCUACACCAUGAAGCACAGCAACAGGAUGUCCAUCUCACUGAAGGAUAAACAGCGGCUCUAGCCAAGUGUUUCCCCCUUUUAGCUCGCUGCAAGCAACUCGAGUCAUGAGUGGCAAGGCUGG
Molecule: messenger RNA, 2578 nt
Organism: Mugil cephalus (flathead mullet)
Lineage: Eukaryota; Metazoa; Chordata; Actinopteri; Mugiliformes; Mugilidae
Product: circularly permutated Ras protein 1-like
Exons: 21
Coding region: 152-2518 (788 amino acids)
Biological process (GO): COPII-coated vesicle cargo loading; intracellular protein transport; endoplasmic reticulum to Golgi vesicle-mediated transport
Cellular component (GO): COPII vesicle coat; endoplasmic reticulum exit site
Molecular function (GO): zinc ion binding; SNARE binding
Source: RefSeq, a predicted model, not a curated record